AAAAAAGGGUAGAAAAUCUGCACCAUGGGUUUUUCGUUUGGUUUUUUUGUCUUCCAACAAUCAGCCCAAAGGAGAUAUAAGAUCUUGAGUUCCUGCAGCAAAAUGGGUGGAAGAGAUUUAGAAAUGAAGGUUCCAUGCGUGGAAUCAAAAUUACGAGUAUUUGCCUUUAGAAUCACCUUUUCCAGUCAGGUUGAUGACUUAAGAUCUAAUCUAAACACAAUUAAUAAUGCGACUAAAGAGUUCAAAGAGUCUGUUAAGUUGCGUCAAAUAAUGCAGACAAUUCUUACUUUGGGAAAUGCUCUGAAUCAGGGCACUGCACGAGUAUCUGCUGUGGGAUUCAAAUUGGACAGCCUUCUUAAAUUGUUUGAUACUCGUGCAAGAAACAACAAAGUGACUUUGAUGCAUUACCUUUGCAAGGAUGCUGCUGCAGAUCUCCACCAUGCUGCCAAGGGCAUUUUGUCGAAUAACCCAUUUAGUGCAGGAAGUUCAUCCCUCGUUUCUGCCAAUCGUCUGAUCUUUAAGUGGGACCUCCUACUGGCGAUUAUCUAUCAAGAAAAGUUUUUUAAUCCUCUUUUUGCUUUUCCUGGGCAUAAAGCAACCAGAGCCAUGCCUAGGAGAGUUGGAAAAGAAAUUGCACAACAAGUGGAUGUGGCUCCUGUGAGUCCAAGACAUUCUGAAGGUGAAAAUAGUCCGAAGCAUCUUCCACCUAUUUCUCCCUUGGCUGAUCGAUCAUAUGGCAAUCCCAUAUAUCGCAAUGAUGAUGAGGAGAAAGUUGAUUCUGCUGAGUCAAGCAAUAAAAUAUCUCAAGAACUUCAGCAGAUAAGAAAGCUACAAGAGGAAGCCAAUCAGAACAUGGAACGUAGUCUACAAAGCUUUCUACAAGCCCAACGAAAACAUUCAGAUCAUUUCACUCAAUGUUUGAAUGUUAUUGAAAGGGCCAUUCAUGACAGUUCUCGAGCUAUUCGAGAAGAAGUAGCAGAAAGUCGCAGAACCUUCACUGUAGCUUCUGAGAGAACCAUGGAACAUGUUCGACAGCAACAAAAUGUUCCAAGGCAACCCGUAUCUCCAGCAAUGGAAUUGCCACAGCAAAAUCUUCCAGAUCCUUUGCUCGGGGGGCACGGGGGGCAUAUUAAUCAGCCACAGGUGGUGCAGCAAAUGCCCAAUGCUCAAAAUAAUGCUCUUGGUGCUGGCCAAGUGCAGUUUAAUAGGCAGCAGCAAAACAAUCCUGCUGGUGGCAUCUUUGGACCACAAGAUCCUAUGGAAGCAGCAUUCCGUGCAGCUGAGCAGUUCAACGCCAAUCAACAAAGAUAUGCACCCCCUGCACGGCGUCCAAAUGCUGUCCCACAACCCAAUUUGCAGAAUAAUGUUUUUCAACCACUAGGGCUACAAGCAGCAGCUCCUCCCUUGGAUAGAAAUCAACUGAUUGAUCUAGUCCAUGAGACAUAUGGUCCAGCUCUGAGACCAUUGGUUCGUCCUUCCUAUCACAAGCCGUAUCCAGAUUACAUAGAUCAGGAUAAUCCAUUUCCUCGUGGAUUCAAAGUGCCUGAAUUUACUUUGUUUUCUAGGGAUGCAAGCCAGUCAACCAUUGAACACAUUGACAAGCCAGUAACUUGUCAUAAUCUAGUGAAAGUCACUCAACAGGUUGAGGCGGCUGCAAAGCGUCUCCCGUAUGAAUCUGGGAGACAAUACACAUUUGAUGUGACUAAAGCAAAUGAAAUCUUUGAUUAUCUGAAAAAGUCAGGACAUAUUAAGCUGCCGCAGGGGCAUAGGCUCCCGACGGUUGCUGAAAUUGCAUCCAAAGAUUACUGUAAGUUUCAUAACUCCUGGAAACACUCUACUAAUGACUGUGUUAUUUUUCGGAAUGUGUUGCAAGACAAGAUUGACAAAGGGUUGCUUUGUUUCCUUGAAAAACCCAAAGAAGCCAUGGGGGUUGAUGAGAAUCCUUUUCCAAACGUUGAUGUUGGAGUUAAUGUUGCUGACACAAGGAGCAUCUCUCGAAGGACGUAUAAAGGGCGAACUUUGGCUGCAGAUGACCUUCGUUGGGUGAUUGAGAAGGAAAGGGAACGUCGUGCCCAACAGAAUCAGAGGCUCGAGGGGCAACACCAUGCUGCCAGAAUCUAUGCAUCGAGAUCCAGGAUGAAGGAGGCUCGACAUACAGAUCACUCUCGUAUGGUUAAGCCUCCACAGCAACCUCCAAGUAAAAGGUGGGAGAAGGUCGUGCAUCCCAAGUUUCCAAAAGAACCUAUUGGCAGCAUCUUUAUUAAUCUCUCUUGUUUGGUUCUCACGCUUCCUUUGGUUUUUCAAGCCAAGGGCAGCGAGACUACCCAUGUUUCCAAUGGCAGCAUGCUUGUUGAGGAAGAAGUGAUAGAGGUUCCAGCCCAAGAAGAGGAAAAGGAGCAUAAUAUCCUUUCAGAACAAAUUAUCUUUAACAAACCAGAUGAAAAUGUGGCUCGUCAUAUAAAGCCACUUUACAUUUCAGCUCACAUGGAUGGAGCUUCAGUGAAUCGAGUCCUUGUCAACAAUGGAGCAGCAGUCAACAUCAUACCUUCUUCUAUGCUGAGGAAUUUGGGCAGCAAGACGUCAAUGAGUGCUUUCUUUGUUGUAGACUCUUCUGCAACUUAUAAUGCAUUACUGGGACGUGAUUGGAUCCAUUCGAGUUGGUGUGUUCCAUCUUCUCUCCAUCAAAGACUCAUUUUUUGGAAUGGAGGCAAAACUGAGGUGGUCUAUGCUGACAACAGACCAUUCUUAGCCAAUUCCAAUAUGGUGAAAGCACGGUACUAUGAUGAAGACGUAGGAACCAUCCGUUUCUUCGGCAUGGAUAGACAAGGAAGACCUCGUGGAAUCACUGCUUGCAACAAGCCUACCUUGGCUAAGUAUGUGGUUGACGAGGUGGUACAUGAAGGUGAAGAGGAUACCCAUACCGACGGAAUCACAAUGGAGGAGUUAGAUUUGGCUCCUGCAAAGCUGGAUGACCUCAGGGCCGAUGUACAAGAUCCAUUGAAGGAAGUUAAUCUGGGAACGGAGGCAGCGCCACGCAUUACUUUUGUCAGUGGCUUGCUGCCGCCAGAGAUGCGAGAUCAAAUAAUCUGUUUACUACAUGAAUUCAAAGAUUGCUUUGCCUGGGAUUAUUCUGAGAUGCCAGAUGUCAUCAAGUUCAUAAAAGAGGAUCUGAUCCACAGGUUUGGUCUUCCAGAGACUAUCACUUCUGAUCAAGGUACUACUUUUGUUGGAUCUCAAGUAGAGGCCUUUGCAAAAGACAUGGGAUUUCAUUUGCUUAAUUCAACUCCGCAUUAUGCACAAGCAAAUGGUCAAGCAAAGGCAUCUAAUAAGAUUAUCAUCAACAUCCUGGAGAAAAUGGUUGAUGAUAAUCCCAGGAGAUGGCAUGAGCUUCUUUCAGAUACUCUUUGGGCAUACAGAACCUCACAACGGAGUUCAACUAAGGUGACUCCAUUCUCACUUACUUAUGGUUAUGAUGCUGUCUUGCCUAUGGAAUUAACGGCAAGGUCUCUGCGGAUUGCAAUUCAAAAUGGCUUGGAUUCUGGGGAAUACAAUGAGGCCAUGAUCAUGGAGUUGGAAGACCUUGAGGAAGCAAGGCUAACAUCAUUGGAUGUGAUGAAGGCCCAGAAGCUUAAAGUGGCACGAGCUUACAACAAAAGGGUUAAGCAAAAGAAUCUAGCCGAAGGAAGCUUGGUUUGGAAGGCUGUGCUGCCACUUGGCAAGAAAGAUCUCAGAUAUGGUAAGUGGUCUCCUAAUUGGGAAGGACCAUUCCAAACUCAUAAAGUUCUUAAAGGAGGUGCUUAUUGGUUAAAAUCUUUGAAUGGGGAGUUGCAUCCGCGCAAGAUCAAUGGCAUCUACUUGAAACCAUAUUAUCCGACUGUGUGGGAGGCAAGGGAUAGUUCUGCCUCCACGUCUGCCCAGAGCGGCUUUGUUUGCAAAGCCGUGGGCAGCAUGAAUAAAGCAACUUCACUCUUUGCAGCCAAAGCUUCACGUCCUUCUUCCUUGAGCUCAACUAGUAAUUUACUCCUCUCGGCUCUAAGGGAUUUGAGGCUGCCUCCUUGCUGUAACUCUCAAGCAGGAAAUUGGCUAGCCAUGGCUGGAAUGGCUUGACAGAGACGAUGCGAAAACUAAAAAGACAAAAAGAGAGAAAUGGCUGCAAAUCUGUGAUGAUGGUUAUCGGAGGAGUGGCUGUGUUUUAUAAUGAAUUGCAGUUGAUCAU
Molecule: messenger RNA, 4216 nt
Organism: Rubroshorea leprosula
Lineage: Eukaryota; Viridiplantae; Streptophyta; Magnoliopsida; Malvales; Dipterocarpaceae
Source: the annotation of a GenBank genome assembly